Messenger RNA from Calidris pugnax (ruff), 1731 nucleotides. RefSeq names its product trans-golgi network protein 2 (gene TGOLN2). The coding region runs from base 55 to 1368 and encodes 437 amino acids. Gene Ontology annotation, cellular component: trans-Golgi network; endosome; trans-Golgi network transport vesicle. The transcript is spliced from 4 exons. NCBI's taxonomy places the organism in Eukaryota, Metazoa, Chordata, Aves, Charadriiformes, Scolopacidae. The record is from RefSeq and is a predicted model, not a curated record.
CUGCCUCCCCGGAAGCGGUCUGGGUGGCGGAGCGGGCAGUCCCCUCGGGCCGCCAUGCCGCUGCGGCUGCUCCUGCUCCUGCUGCUCCUGGCGCUCUGCGCCGCCGCCCGAGCCCAAGCUGACGGGCAGAACUCAGAGAAAACAGAGUCCACCAAAACUUCCACAGGCGGUGGGGCAGCCUCCCAGCAUGAACCACAUAAUGGCCAGGAAACUCAAGGGGAUCAGCACCUGGAUACAUCCAGAGAGACUGAAGAGCACCGCUCCGGAGCGCAUCAACCCAAUGGUGAAAAGACCAAAUCGAACACAAACGAGGGAGAGAAGAUGAAGGACCCGAAGGGCACGGGCACGUCUGGCAACGGCAACAGUGUGGGGAAUCAGAGCAGCAGCCAGGGUGGCAAUGGUCAGAGCAACAGUCAGGCUGGCAAUGGCAGUGACAACCAGAGCAACGGCGGUGCCAAUAACAAGGGCAAUGGCAGAGACACUGGUCAGCACGACAGCAGCGGCCCCGGUACAGACCAGAACAGCAAUGACCCCGGUGAGCAGACCAACGGAAACCCCAGUAACCAGGGCAACCAUGACCAGAGCCAGGACGGCAACCCAGGCAGCAGCGACACAAACCAGGAGCGCAACACCCAGAACCAGAAUGAGAAUGGGCAGGGCGAGAAUGAGGGCAGUAACAAGGAGAAGCAGAGCAACAAGAACCAGGAUGGCAACAAGCAGGAUAAGGAUGAUCACGGGGACCAGGGCAACAAUCAGGACAACACUGACAACAAUCAGGACCAGGGCAGCAACGGGGACACCAACAAUGUACACAAGGAGAACAGGAAUGAGGAGAACAGGAAUGAGGAGAACAGGAAUGAGGAGAACAGGAAUGAGGAGAACAGGAAUGAGGAGAACAGGAAUGAGGAGAACAGGAAUGAGGAGAACAGGAAUGAGGAGAACAGGAAUGAGGAGAACAGGAAUGAGGACAGUGAGGUUGAGAACCAGGACAGUAACGACGAGAACCAGGGUAACCAAAUGGACUCACAGAGAGAUAAAAGUUCACCACAACCAGCUUCCUCCCCUGCUGAGAGCGAUGGCUUUUUAGUUAAUGAAGAAAGCCCUGAAGAGGAUGAGGCUAAAGAAGGCAAUGAUGUCUCUUCCUUUAGUAAGGAGAGAGAGAAGAAUGUUCAUUCUCUCCCCAGGGACCAGUCAGAGAACAGCCACUUCUUUGCCUACCUGGUGACCACAGCUAUUAUUGUUGCUGCUUUAUACGUUGCGUAUCACAACAAACGCAAGAUCAUUGCUUUUGCUCUGGAAGGAAAAAGAUCAAAAACUGGUCGACGGCCCAAAUCUGGUGAUUAUCAGCGACUGGAUCAAAAGAUCUAGAUUCCUCCUCGGAUAUUCAGUGGAAUAAUGACGGCUGGUGAUGACAACGCAGGCACGUGGGGACUCCCCCGCUGUAGCUCCCCGAGUUGCAGCUGUGCUGCCGUGUUCAGAUUUCAGACAACAGGAAGAAGGGGAAAUGCUUUUCAUUUUGCACCUGCACCUUGGUAACGUUAAACCUCUCACUUCCUUGAAACGCCUUUCUCCUUUCCCAGCUGCCUGAAGAUGAACUCGUUUUCCACUUGGGCUUCUGACCCAGGGAAAGCCAAUGCCCAGCACUUGACAGAACUUAUGUGUCCAAAUGAAGUGGAAUUUGCUGUCUACUGUACUGAUGUCUCCAAUAAAUGCGCCUGUGAAAUGAGCCAU